AUGGAAAAUUUCAUAAAAGAACGUUUAAAAUCAUUAAUUGGUAAUGAUAAUUCAAUUGGGAUUAGGGAUAAAUAUGAUGUUGCAGUAUUAGUAAUAGCAUUAAUUUUAAAUAAACACGAAUUCAAAUUAGAAGGAGGAGAAGAAACAAAUGAUAAAGUUGUACCAACGAAUUGGAAUUCCAAUGCAGAUUCAUAUACAUUAGAUUUAAUUAAUCAUUUGGCACCUGGUAAAACUUUUCAUUUCAAAUGUUUAAGAAUGGGUAAUCUCUUAUUAGUAAAUGCAAUGAUAAAAGAUAAAAAUGAUAAAAUCCAUACACUAGAUGUUGAUACUGAUAAAUUAGUUAAAAAUACAGAAUAUAAGGAUGUUGAAAAUUUAUUAUUAAAUUUAAAAGAAUUUAUUUCAAUUUUUGAAUAUAGUAUAAUAAAUCCAUUAGUUCCUGGUUUAGUUAGAAUACCAACUAAUAUGCAAGAACAACAACCACAGCAACAACAACAACAACAACAACAACAACAACAAGAAAGAAGACCACCAAAUAAUCAACGUGAUUUUGAAGAUGAUGAUCCUCUUAGAGUUGGUGAUCCACAAAGGGGUAGUAAUAGAUAUAGAGGAGGGUUUAAUGGUGGUGGUGAUCAAGAUCCUGAUCUUUAUCCACCUGGAUUCCCUGUAUUUGGUCAUAAUCCACCAUUUUAUCCAGGCCAAACAAGAGGACCUGGAGUGUUUCCAGGACAAGGUGGUCAAGUAGGUCGUGAUCAUCCAGGUUUUGGCAAUAUUCAUAAUCCAUAUGGUGGAGGAAAUAAUCCAUAUGGUACAGGUUUACCUGGUUAUGAACAACGUUUACCAAGAGGUGCUGUUCCUCCAGGUGCUAGAUUCGAUCCAUUUGGUCCACCAACUGGUGGAAUUCCACCAAGUGGUAGGGGUAGAGGAAUGCCAGAUAGAGAUGAUUUUACUCCACCAGGUUUUGAUAAUGACCAUUAUAUGUAA
This is a messenger RNA of Dictyostelium discoideum AX4, 981 nucleotides long. It is a transcript of the gene psmF1, whose product is annotated as proteasome inhibitor PI31 subunit. Gene Ontology annotation, molecular function: endopeptidase inhibitor activity; proteasome binding. The coding region runs from base 1 to 981 and encodes 326 amino acids. The record is from RefSeq and is a predicted model, not a curated record. Gene Ontology annotation, biological process: proteasome-mediated ubiquitin-dependent protein catabolic process. Gene Ontology annotation, cellular component: endoplasmic reticulum; cytoplasm. The transcript has 2 exons. Lineage: Eukaryota; Evosea; Eumycetozoa; Dictyosteliales; Dictyosteliaceae.